GGGGGAUAUCACACGCCUCGAGAGAGGACCUGGACAAGGAGCACCAAACGAUCGCCGGACGGUGCUGAGCAACGUGGUUGACUCCUUCCGUUUCUCCGUGCUCUCCAGUCGAGGAACCAACCAGUCAGGACUCGGCUGUCCUGUCGACACGACACGCGAUCCACGCGAUCGAUCGGAAACAUCACGCGGGACACCACGAUCGCCCCGCCGAAACACCUUCCGCAUCCACGAUACCACGCCACCGUCACCGUCACCGACCGGACAGGAUACACGACGGUCGCGCGUGCAACAUCCAUCGAUUACACGAUCGUAGGUGCAUCCGUGAAGAUUGGUCGUCGCGUGGCCCUAGAUCGUUUCAUCCGUUCGAGUGACGACAGUUUCGCAAGGAGGACUAUCUCUAGUCAAAAGCACGGAAACAGGACACACAGUUCUAGGAUAAUUAUCCCGUUCCACGUCGAUUCGGUGAUCCGGAUGACCUAGAAACGAUCCGCUGGAACAGCGUUUGUCGCGUGACACGCACCGAAAGCGAGGGAAGCGCGUCGCGAUCUGUCGCUCGAACACGUGGUCGCCGCCGCGCCGCCACGAGGCACGCUCUUGGAACGCAGAUUCCCGUCGCGGAGCCUCGCAAUCACCGUCAGGAUGUUCGAUCGGACGUUUCGAUCUGGAUACUCGUAGAAUAACGAUCCGCGGAUGAUCGAUGAACGAAGAAGAAGAAGAGUGCUCGAGUGUGAGGAUAGUGUGCCGUUGUUGAAACCGGAGUGCCUCCUAUUUUUCCUCUUCGCUUUCUUCUACCUCUUCUUCUCUUCCUCCCUCGACUGACUGACUCUAUCUUCUCUUUCUCUCGCGUGGAGCUGUGGUGAACUCGUCGAACUGUUACGAACGCGCGAUCAAGGGGGAAAAAAGGAAAACGAGUUUGAUCGAACGGGGGAAAAAUCGCAACGAAACAAGUGGGGAAAGUGAGAAACCGUUCACCGGAAGUGCAGCCAACUACUACCCCCGGCUUCAAGGUCAUGGAAUGACGCAUAAGAUCAUUCCGAGCGACGAGCAGGAGCAAAGCCGAGGGUGACAGAAGCGGUGUGAUGAGCGGAUAUCUCGGUAACAUUCCCCUGCCCCCAACGUUGUUGCACGACCCGAAGUACCCUCCAGCCAUGCGGGAGAAAGACUCGAGUCCGAGAAAAAUGCCGGGCCACAUCAGCCCGAAGCAAGCCAGCAUCUAUCCGUUGAGCGUUCGCGUGCCGGACGUUGAAGAAUUGCCAUACGAUUUGAGCCACGGCCACGGUCGUGGCCUGUCGAGUCCCACGAAUCAACAGCAACACCGGCAACAGCCGCAUAUGAGUCCGGCGGCUAGACCACCUCAAUCUCAUCAUCAGGAGGAUCUCGACUGCGAACCGUUGGAUCUUCGCGUCGAUCACAAGAAGGAAAGACUCACGGACGAGAAUCAGAACGAGAUAGAGGUUCUGAAUCAAAAUAGUCUCGGCGGAAGUCUUCCCUAUCAUACGGUUCUGUUUCCUCAGCAUCAUGCCGUUCAUCCGUUGGUCCUCGAAGCCAUGUACCGGUCGCACCAUCACAGUUCGUCGGUACCAGAUCUGCCUAAAAUCCAAGUGCGAGCGUUACCGACCAUGGUACCAUUGCCACCGAACAGAUUCUCUUCCACCACUUCCUCCACGUCGUCCUCUUCCUCUCAGGCUGCCGCGAGAGUUCCGAGUCCCUCGAGUGGCCAGCAACAUCAGCCACAGCAACAAAGUCACUCGAGUCAACAGCAGCAGCAGCAACAGCAGCAGCAACAACAAGCUUCCAAUCUUCCACCUUACUCCAUCAGCGUUCAAGCCGGUCUAAAGCCGAAGGACAGAUACUCGUGCAAAUUCUGCGGUAAAGUGUUCCCGAGAUCGGCGAACCUGACGCGGCACCUGAGGACGCACACCGGCGAGCAGCCGUACAAGUGCAAGUACUGCGAGAGAAGCUUCAGCAUCUCCAGCAACCUUCAACGUCACGUCAGGAAUAUCCACAACAAGGAAAAGCCGUUCAAAUGUCCGCUGUGCGAACGAUGUUUCGGACAGCAGACCAACCUGGACAGACACUUGAAGAAACACGACGCCGAUGGCCCAACGAUACUGGACGAAGUUAGAUCGAGGUACCACGGACAAUUGCCGAGAGCGGACGAGUCUUACUUCGAAGAGAUUCGCAGUUUCAUGGGCAAGAUCACCUCGCAGAGACAAGGAAUACCGUACUUCCCUGGUCUGCUGGGUCAUGGAGGAGACGAUUUCAGGAACGACAAACAACAACUUCAGCUGGAAGAGAAGAGAGGCGAUUCUUCCUACUUCAGCGACAGGGAUAACCUGAGCUCGAGGUCGAGCAGCACCGCCAGCAGACCCGAGAGCGUGCAAGAGGAGCAACGAGAAGUUAAUUCCCCGCCAUUGUCCCCUGGAAAUAACACCUGAGUCGGGGAAUCCGAUCGUACGUCCGACGAUUCCUCAUCGGGUACGAUUAAUUAGACAUCGAAGUAUCUCCGAAUCGAUACGGUUCCUUGGGAUUCCAAGUUUCGUCGAUACGUCGCCAUCCGUUCGGUGGACGACCGAACCCAUCGCUCGUGAAUAGCGGCCCGUUUACCCGAGGACAAAGUAUCGAUCUUACCGUUGACGAAUUACUUUUACGCAACGGACUUGUUUCGCUAAUUUUACAUUCUCGUGUAAUUCUAACUCUUGGUAACUAGAAUUCAUCGUGUUCAGACGUUGAUCAAACGAAGAGGUGCCUUACAGAACGUGCCUGAAAUGUUUUCCGAAGUAUUUGAUGCGCAGAGACUUACAAUUAGCCGAGGCGGACGAUAAAACUCGACUUUAAGUAGUAUCUUAGUACCAUUAGACGUCAGAUUAUUACGUUCCAGUAGGGCAAGGUGGACUAAUAAAAUACGUGCAAUUCCGUUCUUAAAUUAAUCGACAAGGCAGUGUUAUGGAAGGAACUAUACUAUCGUCGAUCGAAGACAAAAUUUUAUAUAAUUCUAUAAAGUACAAUAACCUUCUGUACUUUGAAGAUUAAUUUACACGGAACGUGUAUAAACGCGCGAGGGCUGACAAACUGUAACUCAAUUCUCGUCGUAUUCGUCCUCUUUUCUCGUCCAAAAUUCCGUUUUCAAAAUUAGCAAGUUAGCGGAAUCGCGUAGCUACUCGUUAGAAUAUUUGCUGCUCGAUUCGAAGGGCAAAGCUAGAUAAUUUCCAGCGACUGUUGCCAGGAACAGCCAGGAGACGAAAUCGUCGAACAAUACCAAGCACCACGGGGGAAAUACCGAAUGGCUGAAAACGACGCUUCGCGAUUUUACGACCUAGAAAGUGAAUUUUAACCACUCCAUCGCCUCGAUCCUAAUCCGCGGUGUCGAUCACCGACGACCGACUAUGAAAUAGAAAUCGAUGGGCGGAUCCGUGCGGUCGUCGAUCGUCCUCGGCCGGAAAGAACGAGAAACUCGAUGCCCGCGACACGAGUCGUUAAGUUCUUCGUUGAGUUCGUCAUCGAGGAAGUUGGAGACGCGACGUCAGAGCGUGGAACGGUUUUCAUAAAGCAAGAAAUCAUCGAAAGAACGGGCAUGUCUUGGCAUUCGAGUUGUCCGCGGAUCGUUAUAGCCGUCCGUAUCGUCGACUUUCAUUUAUCGAAUUAGAAAAGUUGAACGAGCAGAAAUUACGCAAAGUUUAAACCGAUGAAACGAUCAUGCAAAGAUGAAACGGAUCAAAGGAUUAUGCAAAGACGGAGAAAUUAACGGCGCACUUUAGGAUGAAUCUUAUAUCGAAGAUAAAUAACACCGAAUACGUGGGAAAACACGCAGGAAAAGCAGCUUCCUGUAGCCGACCAUUACCAGAACGACUCGAUGAAGCUGGUAAAGGCGCCAUCGGCCGGAUCCCACACGAUCCUACGUGCCCCUGGUUUCCUGCGGAUGAUCGCUGGUAACCGUACCCGGGGCGAAACGAUCCGAUCGCUUUCCGUUCGUGGUUACGAAUUCAUCUGAACUUUCUAAUCGACGCGAGUGUACGGGUGGCGUUUCGACCUUGGGAGUAAGCGGGACCCGCUUCGAUUAAUUACGCUCGAUCUAGAUCGAACAGCCGGCCAACGGAGUACCGUACGAACGCUUCUAAAAUUGGCACCGGAUGGUUACGUGGGCGACUCGUAAUCCGCUAGAAAUCCGGCUGGUGGAAAGUUGGACGUUUUUUGCACUCAUCUUGCACGGAUUGAAUGAAAUUGGCCGGGUUUCGUAUUUACGACGCGGUGGAUCAUUGAGCAACGACUGGGUGAUUGGCAAGAGAGGAAACUCGGUGCGAGAAACGUGGAAUCACGGUACCAAAGAUCGAAACGCUAGCGAAACGAAAAAUUCCGCGAGAAGAUUAGCGAGGAAGGAAUUUCGCUUCGGAAACAUGGAAAUUAGGGAAAUUAAAGCGCACGAGAGUAGAGGGAAGCGAGUGGAAAAGCGAGAGGGAGGUUGGAAGCGAUGGAAUCGGCUGCCGGCACGGUACUAGGUGGCAAUUUAUCGGUACUUUCUACCAUGUACCGACAUUCACUGUAAGUAGCGCAGGUGCAGAGGUGCACGAUAUGGCGAACCACGCGGUCAGGAGAUCAUCUUGACCUUGGUAAAUACGAUCGACGAGCGAUUAAGCGAAAAGCGCGACGAGGAGAGGCCUGGGCGUAUUCUUUCCCAAGGAAUCCGAAGAAACGGUGGCGCGGAGGAUUCGAGUGGUGACGCGUGAGAAACUAUUUGCGCUUUCUAAUUUGAAAUGUCGGCGAUCUUCUAAAUUACAGGAGCCGCCGACUAAAUGAAACGCGAACCUCGAACAACCGCGACCUUGAUAUCUAGCCGAUAAAAAUCGUCAUCGACUGGCAAAUGCAACGCAUUGCAACAAACAAACGCGAUAAAAUCGUCCCUGGAAUCGUAAACGACGGAAAAACUAACGUCGCUUUUGCUCGACGCAACUUUGGUAGGAAACUUUGCAACUAGAAUUCUACUGAAUGUUGAAUACCAAUAACCGGAAGAUUGGCGACAGAGUUGAAACAUUGAAAUUUAUUUCACGAUGCGAAGCUACGAAACGGUCGACAGGAGUUUGUCUGGAAGUCGGGAAAUGGAGAGAGAGAGAGAGAGAGAGAAAGAGAGAGAGAGAAAGAGGCGGUGGAGUUCCUUUCGUCAAUGCAUCAGCAUGCGCAUCUGGAAUCGGAGGAUCCGCGCGCGGCAUGCAACGACGUGUGUGUUCACAAAAUCCAUUUUAAGAGCGAACCGAUUUCGUAAGGAGAUCGAUGCAACGCGUUACGAGGACGUGGCCCGAGGUGUGACUAAGCUUCUACGGUAUAGAUAUCUCUCUCCUCCGCGGCGCUACGCGAACGAAGCCUCGAGAGAGGAUGGCAGGCCCUGUUUUUCUUGCCUCACGCAUACGAUCCCGACCGACGAUGGCCUCGGACCUCUGUUGCGUUACACUUUUGCCACGCCCCGAUCGGACGGGCAAGCUCAUCGCGAAAGUGAAACGCAAUAAAAGAGUCACAUCGAAGCGAGAGAGUCUCGACAUCCAUGAAACGUUAACAGAGAGAUACAGCCGAGAGAAGGAACGAACGAAUCGACGAGUCCUCGCGGAUCCAGACGAAGAGAACGGUGGACGAACGUCCGAACGAGGAGAAAGAAAGAUCGAUCGAAACCCACGAGCCUUGGAAAUCGAUUUCCUCGCCACCUCCCACAGUCACCGAUCCGACGUAUUUCGACCGAAAUUCCGCAGUCGGUUUAACUCGUCGAUCCCCGAUCCCCGAACCCCGAUCCCGUUGCACGUGCUACUCCUCGAAUGUCUCCUCUCCCUUCUGUCUUCGUUUCGUUUUCAGAAAUCAACUCGUACGCGAGCGUAUACUCGAAUAAAGCUAACACCGCGAUUCUUCUCUUCUCGUUCUAAAUCGUUCAACGUAAUAGCGAAGCGAAGCCACCACUUUCCAGAAAAAUACGCGAAUCUCCGUUUGGAGUGGUCGCUAGUUUUCACGCUAGGCGAUCCGUCGACCAGUUGCCUGAAAAAAAAAAAAAGAGGCCGCGAAAUUUCUCGGAGACGAGUCUAUCCACAAAAUCGCGGCAUGUUCUCACGUCCGAGCGCCGGUUUUUUCGAUCUCAUCUCGUUCCAGUUUGCACGCGUGAUUUCACUGGACAGGUUAGCACGAUUCGAAUUACGACAGCCUGUUGUUACGAGGACAGGGAAAAACGUGGUACGAAAAAGAUCCGACGCUUUGCAAACCCUGCUAGAAAUUGCGAUUCCAUCGUGGUGUUGGAAAUGCUCGCUCUUACCUUUCGAUUUCGAGACGCGAUUAAACGGAUUCCCCGGCUCCUGUUUUCCAAUCAUUGUAUAUAGAUUAGUAAGAACGCGCGAUAUUUUAGCGAUACGAAUCGUAUUAGCGAAUUAUAAUAUAAUAAAAUACAUGUACCUAUAUAGCUGCUAGAAUUUGAAACGAGGCUCAAUUUAGUUAGUCGAAGUCGUCGCAAAGGUAUUAGUUCAUCGCGCGUCGGCGAGUUCCGCGAGAUCUAAAUACGAGCGUUAUCGUUCCGGCGACGAACCGAGACGAACUCGUCGAUGGGCGAAUCGCUAGAAGCAGCUAAUCCCGCGAACGAUCUGCGUGCAAUUUCAACGAACGAUCUCACCCAAACGCGUUCGUCUGUCGAGCAUCGACUCGAGGGAGAAUGGUGCGCGAAAUGCAUCGAAAUCGAGUUUGCUUGAAACGACGGGGGUGAUAGUUCUCGCGCGUCGUCCUACUCAUCGCAACUAAACAUAGUCAGCCCCGCGCAACGUGUACCAGGCGGAUCGUGAAAGAGUACCGUUUUAAUGAUAUUGAUAUAUAUACGUAUAUAUGUAUCAAAUAGAUAUAUAUAUAUAUAUAAACAUAGAGUUGUAUAUGCAAAAUGGAUAUAAAUAUAAUAUAUAUGUGCGUGCGUGUGUGUGUAAAUCGCACGACGAUUGUGAUUUCACCGAGGUUACCGAGUUAUACGUAUUUACCGUUUAGCCAGAAACAGGCGCCGCGCCGCCAGCCGACCAAGCUAUCAAGCGCUCGUUACCUUUUAGAACCGCUAGCUCGUAAGUUUGCGCAGGUGUUGUCCAUCCACGCUCAGUUUUGUCUCUUAUUUUCCUUUUUCCUUCGUUUUUUUUUUUUUUUUUUUUUUUCACAUAGUCAAAUUUCAAUAGGGCGACCCAACGCCGAUCGAAUCGCAGGGAUCACUGUCACCACGAGAUCAACGAAUCCUCUGCCUCCAUAUGUGUCGCGUCCCUUCACCUUUCGUUUCAAUUGUAAAUUUGAUUGCAAUCGUAAAGUUGAACGGACGUUCGUACACGUUCGCUAGUGUGGAUGAUCUCGUCGCGAAAACGAAAGAUAUUACCGCUCUUUUCUUACGAACGAUUUUCCUUCUUAAGUGCUCCUACUUUAUACUUAAGUUAAAAAGAACACACACACACUGUCUGUUUUAGCCCCCGUAGUCGCGCGUCCUGUAGAACAUAGUGGUGAACUGUAUAUAUGUUUAUAUGUAAUAUUCGAUUUGAAAAAAUAUAUAUAUGGAUGUACACAUACAGAGAAAGAGAGAGAAACGAA
This is a messenger RNA of Bombus huntii, 7572 nucleotides long. RefSeq names its product MDS1 and EVI1 complex locus protein EVI1-A-like. Gene Ontology annotation, cellular component: nucleus. Bases 1080 to 2438 code for a protein of 452 amino acids. The transcript is spliced from 2 exons. NCBI's taxonomy places the organism in Eukaryota, Metazoa, Arthropoda, Insecta, Hymenoptera, Apidae. The record is from RefSeq and is a predicted model, not a curated record.